GAAAAUAGGCAGCGGCGACUGGCUUCCUGUGGGAUUCAGCCGGAGCUUUUUUUGUGUCUUUUUUUCCUCUCUCACUGUGGACAUGUCUGGUUCACCAUGGGGCCAUGCUGUGAGAGACUAGCUGGCCGACAGCUCGGCUAGCGCAACAUUUCCAGGAUUUUAGAUGAUCAUUCGGUUGAGGAGCUGAUUUAUUUUGGACGCUGCUUCCCUCCCUGGAGUCAGCAUGGAGGAGCCCAGCCUGAACGACUCCAACGUCAAGGUGGCUGUUCGAGUUCGGCCCAUGAACAGGAGAGAAAAGGACUUAAACACAAAAUGUAUUGUGGACAUGGCGAAGAACCAGACAAUUCUCCACCCUGCUGGAGCUAACCUUGGAAAGUCUGACUCCAGGAAUCAGUCAAAGGUUUUUGCCUACGAUUAUUGCUUCUGGUCCAUGGAUGAAACGGAUAAGGAAAAAUUUGCAGGUCAGGAGGUCGUGUUUCAGUGCCUUGGUGAAAGCCUUCUCCACAACGCCUUCCAGGGCUACAAUGCCUGUAUUUUUGCCUAUGGACAAACUGGUUCGGGAAAGUCGUACACCAUGAUGGGUUCUGGUGACCAGCCGGGGCUGAUUCCUCGCCUGUGCAGCGCUUUGUUUGAACGAACGAAGGAGGAACAGCGGGAGGAGGAGAGUUUCACUGUGGAGGUAUCCUACAUGGAGAUUUACAACGAGAAGGUUCGAGAUCUGCUGGACCCCAAAGGGGGGAGACAGACUUUGAGGGUGAGGGAACAUAAAGUUUUGGGUCCAUACGUUGAUGGACUAUCUCGACUAGCAGUUGCGAGCUACAAGGACAUUGAGUCUCUGAUGUCGGAAGGGAAUAAGUCUCGUACUGUUGCUGCCACCAAUAUGAACGAGGAGAGCAGUCGAUCACACGCUGUCUUUAACAUCAUCCUCACACACACGCUCAAAGACCUGCAGUCUGGGACGAGUGGGGAGAAGGUGAGUCGGUUAAGUCUGGUGGACUUGGCUGGAAGUGAGCGAGCAGCGAAAACCGGGGCAGCAGGAGAGCGACUGAAGGAGGGGAGCAACAUUAACAAGUCCCUUACUACACUUGGUCUGGUGAUCUCUGCGCUGGCUGAACAGGGAACUGCCAAGAACAAGACCAAGUUUGUUCCCUACAGAGACUCCGUUCUGACUUGGCUGCUGAAGGACUGCCUGGGGGGCAAUAGCCGCACAGCCAUGGUUGCAACUGUGAGUCCAGCAGCAGACAACUAUGAGGAGACCCUGUCGACGCUGCGCUAUGCUGACCGAGCCAAAAGCAUCGUUAACCACGCUGUCGUUAAUGAAGACCCAAAUGCUCGCAUCAUCAGGGAGCUCAGGGAGGAAGUGGAGAAGCUCCGAGUGCAGCUGACCCAGGCUGAGUCUCUGAAAGCUCCAGAACUGAAAGAACGCCUGGAAGAGUCUGAAAAGUUAAUCCAAGAAAUGACCGUCACAUGGGAGGAGAAACUUCGCAAAACAGAGGAGAUUGCACAGGAACGUCAGAAGCAGCUGGAGAGUCUGGGUAUUUCUCUUCAGUCUUCUGGGAUCAAAGUCGGUGAUGAUAAAAGUUUUCUGGUGAACCUUAACGCUGAUCCUGCCCUUAAUGAACUGCUUGUGUACUACCUGAAGGAACACACAAAGGUGGGCUCAGUGGACUCCCAGGACAUUCAGCUGUGCGGGAUGGGUAUCCAGGCUGAGCACUGCGUCAUUGACAUUACGGACGAGGCUGCUGUCGUCCUCACCCCCUAUCCCAACGCUCGGACGUGUGUUAAUGGUUCUCCAGUAACCAGCGCUCUGCAACUUCAUCAUGGGGACCGAAUCCUCUGGGGAAAUAAUCACUUCUUUAGAAUCAAUCUGCCAAAGCGACGGUCACGUGGUGCAGAGGAUGAGGAUGGUGAAGGUGGCGGGAUGAAGAACAGUGGCAGCAGUGAGCAGCUGGAUGCAGAUGGAGACACCGCUAGUGAAGUGUCCAGUGAAGUCAGCUUCUCUUAUGAGUUUGCCCAGACGGAAGUUAUGAUGAAGGCUCUGGGCAACAAUGACCCCAUGCAGGCGGUCCUCCAGUCUCUGGAGAGGCAGCAUGAAGAAGAGAAGCGCUCUGCCCUGGAGCGACAGAGGCAAAUGUAUGAGCAGGAGCUCAUGCAGCUCCGCAAGAAGCUCAAUCUGGACCGUCUGUCCACAGGCCAGUCUGGAGGACAGACAUCUGGACAGCAAGGACCAGGACAGCAGUCUCACUACCGCAGCCUGGAGCGACUCAGCAUAGGAGGGAUGAGUGCUCAGGGCAGAUUGAAGCAGUGGAGUGAAGACCGGGAGGCAGUGUUGGUGAGGAGUCUUCGGAGGCUGCGGGAGCAAAUAGUGAGAGCAAACCUUCUGGUGCAGGAGGCGUGUUAUAUCUCAGAGGAGCUGGAGCGUCACACAGAGUACAGAGUCACCCUGCAAAUCCCAUCAGAUAACCUCAACGCAAACCGCAAGAGGGAUGCAGUACUCAGUGAACCUGCAAUUCAGGUCCGAAGACGGUGCAGAGGGAAACAGAUCUGGAGUUUGGAAAAGAUGGAGAACCGCCUUGUUGACAUGAGAGAGCUCUACCAGGAGUGGCAGGACUACCAGCUCCACAAUCAAGACAACCCGGGGAUGCGGUCAUAUUUCCGUCGAGCAGACCCGUUUUUUGACGAGCAGGAGAACCACAGCCUGAUUGGUGUCGCUAACGUCUUCCUUUCGUGUCUGUUUUAUGACGUCAAGCUGCAGUACGCUGUUCCUAUCAUCAAUCAAAAAGGAGAGGUCGCUGGGCGGCUGCAUGUGGAGGUGAUGAGAGUUGGAGGUGGAUUAGAGGACAACAUGGCAGGAGGAGAUGAUCUUGACAACAACCACGAGUCUGAAAUGGAAGAUCGCAAACUGGCCUGCAUGAUUAAGAUCCUGCAAGCCACUGGUCUUCCUCAGCACCUGUCCAACUUUGUCUUCUGUCAGUAUAUUUUCUGGGACCAGCCUGAGCCCAUCAUUGUGGCCCCUGAAGUUGAUCAUUCGUCUUCGUCUCCCAGCACCAAGGACCCACACUGCAUGGUUGUGUUUGACAGCUGCAAGGAACUGGCAGUGUCAGUAACUGAGGAUUUUAUCGAGUACCUGACAGAAGGAGCUGUUGCUAUUGAGGUGUAUGGACACAAACAAUCUGAUGGAGGGAGGAACCCAGCUUUGUGGGACCUCAGCAUCAUCCAGGCCAAAACACGCACACUACGAGACAGGUGGAGUGAGGUCACACGUCGCCUGGAGUUAUGGAUCCAAAUCCUGGAGAUAAAUGAGAAUGGAGACUUUGUGCCAGUGGAAGUGGUUCCAGCUAAAGACGUUCACACUGGGGGGAUCUUUCAACUUCGGCAGGGUCAGUCGCGGCGAAUCCAGGUGGACGUGCGUUCAGUUCAGGACUCGGGCACGAUGCCGCUGAUAGCAGAGAUCGUGCUAGCAGUGUCUGUAGGCUGUGUGGAGAUCAGAACCAGCUCGACAAACCAUGAAAGAGAUGAGAUGGACAGCUAUCAGGAGAGAGAUCUGGAGCGUUUGCGGCGCCAGUGGUUAGCUGCCCUCACCAAGAGGCAGGAGUACCUCGAUCAACAACUGCAGAACCUGGUCAGCAAAGCAGAAAAGACAGAGGAUGACAUGGAGCGGGAGGCCCAGCUGCUGGAGUGGCGCUUGACUCUCACAGAGGAGAGAAAUGCUGUGAUGGUUCCCUCUGCUGGCAGUGGAAUUCCUGGAGCGCCUGCCGAAUGGUCGCCUCUGCCAGGCAUGGAGACGCACAUCCCCGUUCUCUUCCUGGACCUCAAACCUGAUGACCUCAGCUCUCAAGACCAGUUUGAGAUGCCUGAGGCUGGAGGCUUGGACGCCACGUUGAGUGGAGAAGAUGAGGACGACUUCUUCGACUUGCAGAUCGUCAAACACUACGAUGGAGAGGUGAAAGCAGAGGCAUCAUGGGACUCUACUGUCCAUGAGUGUCCCUGGCUCAGUCGAGGGGGGCUGUGGCCCGAGCAGCGCGUCUACCUGACGAUUCGAGUGGUCGUUCAGCUCAGUCACCCCGCUGACAUGCAGCUGGUGCUGAGAAAAAGAAUCUGCGUCAACGUUAACCCGGGCCGCCAGGGCUUUGCACACAACUUUCUCAGAAGGAUGUCGACCCGCAGCACCAUACCGGGCUCAGGCGUCACCUUUGAGGUGGUCUCCAACAUCCCUGAGGACACUCCAGAUUCGGAGGACAGGGAGAUGCUGGCCCGGCUUGCUGCAAACGCACACAACAGCCAGUCAGCUGACGACGAGGCGGCCAUUGAAAAAUAUCUCCGCAGCGUAAUGAGCCUGGAGAACAUCCUAACUCUGGAUAGACUCAGACAGGAAGUGGCAGUGAAGGAGCAUCUGUCUGGCAGAGGAAGAAGUAACAGGAGGAGCAUAAGCUCUCCCUCUGUUCACAGGCUGUCAGGAAGCAGACAGGACUUAUCCACCACGUGCCUGUCGGAUGAUAAGGCUGCUGUUCUACGGCCCCCGGCCAAAGACAGACGGACAGAGUUUCCAGACGUCCCUCCUCUUCCUGUGCAUGACCCGCAUGACACCACCCCCCUCAGCCCCCUCAGCCAGUCGUCCAGCGGCUAUUUCUCUACUAGUGUUUCUACGGUUACCCUGUCUGACGUUCUCCAACCCUCCUCAUCGUCUUCCUCCCUCCUGGGUGCAGAGACUGCAUUACCCACAAACCCUCAGCAGCAGGGCGCUGACAGGAACGAUGUUGUGACCUCUCCUCAGUGUGGCGCCAAGUCAAUGUCCCACAGCUCAGCCAAUGGCAGCGUCUCAGCAGAGCUGCCAUUCUCUGACCAGAAGCUGCUUAACUCUGGAGGAGGCGAAGGCUUUGAGCGGCUGGAGAUUCUUGUUGACGAGGACGAGCGCAACCACGACAAUGUGCUGCCCGACUGGCUGGCAGAAGGGGCGUGGGUCACAGUAGGAAGCAAUAAAAUGGGAACGGUGCGCUACGUGGGAACGACACAGUUUGCUGAUGGAGUUUGGGUGGGGGUGGAGCUAGAUACUCCUGUAGGUAAGAACGACGGCUCGGUUGGAGCGCACCGAUACUUCAGCUGCAAACCAGGUUAUGGGGUGCUGGUCCGCCCAGAUCGGCUGUGUCGGCGCGAUCGGACCAAUCGGCGAACGGGAGACUUGCCUCCCUCUGUUCAUGCUCCUGUCCUGCGAGGAGAACUCGCCGUUGGGCGGCGGGGGGAGAACCGAAAGUCAUGGAGUAGCUGAGACGGGAAAACUUGAAACUGGAUGGGAGAGAAAAACCUCCCCACAGUCGUCGUCCUCUCCCUCUCCUCACAGCUGUGCUACAGGCUCGCACUCUGCACUGACACACUGUGGCCUGCAGAGGAAAACCACACCAACUGUAUUCACCGAGAACAGCUGAGAGAACCAACGGUGAAGAGACGCUUCAAUAACGUGCAGAAAACUGUUGGCUGAAGGUAUUUCAGCGUGACCGGUGGGAGGUUUGUGUAAGUGUUUGGACCUGGGCUGAGUCAAAUGAUUCUCUGAGCUGAUAUGCAGAAAUGCAAAUGUUUUUUUAAAGUCUGCAACUGAAAUUCUAUUUUUCUUGUAGACACAUAAGAUGGA
This is a messenger RNA of Nematolebias whitei (Rio pearlfish), 5626 nucleotides long. RefSeq names its product kinesin family member 13Ba (gene kif13ba). Gene Ontology annotation, biological process: microtubule-based movement; regulation of protein localization. The record is from RefSeq and is a predicted model, not a curated record. Lineage: Eukaryota; Metazoa; Chordata; Actinopteri; Cyprinodontiformes; Rivulidae. Gene Ontology annotation, cellular component: adherens junction. Gene Ontology annotation, molecular function: microtubule binding; microtubule motor activity; ATP binding.